Messenger RNA from Chironomus riparius, 555 nucleotides. The record is from the annotation of a GenBank genome assembly. Lineage: Eukaryota; Metazoa; Arthropoda; Insecta; Diptera; Chironomidae.
AUGAAGUGUUUUAUCGUGAUUGUGUGCCUUGUUGAGAUUGUAUUGGGAGCUCCAGCAGAGCAGAGCAUUGCCGAACAGACUCAACAGACGAUUGCAAAAAUUCAAGAGAAUGCACAAGAAGCUGUCAAGAAGAUUAAUACGCAACUUUUGGAAGUAUCUGGUGCAUCAAAUAAUGUUGACUUGCUGAGCAGAUUCCAGACUGGUGCUGAGUCAUAUGCUAAGAAUAUUAAGGGAGUUGCUGAUCAACUAUCAACGCAAGCAACUGAAAAUAAACAAGGAGUCGAUGCCAUCAUCAAAAAUGUCGCAACUCAGCUCUCAGAAUCAGCAGCUAAGCUUUUAGCAAACAAUGAUCAAACAAAAGUCACUCAACUCAGAUCCACCUUCCAGAAUGUCAUUGAUCAAGCUGAUAGUCUUAAUACUCGUCUUCAGACUGAAGGAACAAACAUCCAAUCGAUCUUUGCUGAUACACUCUCAAAACUUUAUGAGAACACACUCUCAGCUGCAAAGAAUGUCGCUCAACAAAUUGAUGCUGCACAGGCACCAAAAACUACAUGA